Messenger RNA from Cladophialophora psammophila CBS 110553, 801 nucleotides. RefSeq lists its product as uncharacterized. The record is from RefSeq and is a predicted model, not a curated record. Bases 1 to 801 code for a protein of 266 amino acids. The transcript has 2 exons. NCBI's taxonomy places the organism in Eukaryota, Fungi, Ascomycota, Eurotiomycetes, Chaetothyriales, Herpotrichiellaceae.
AUGCUUCUGUAUCAGAUUUUCUACCGUGUUGCUUUUCUGGUCACGGCCCUUUUGCAUCUCUGGUUCAAUGAUUUAAUCAAGACUUUCAUCGCGAUUGUGGUCAUCUGUCUGUCCAAUUCAAGGCAACCCAUCUUCCAAAGCAUCUUGCGGUUGCAUUCUGUGGUUCUGAUAUGCUUCGUCCUGGCGUUCUGCUUCAAUACAGUUUCUGCUCAUCCUGAGCAGAGGGUGCUCGAAGAAGGAUUCCAAAUCCUGAACUUUGAUGAUAUUGAGACCCCGGAUGGUUUCGGAGAUAUACCACCAUCGUACCACGGAUUUGUGUUGAACGACUUCUAUGCCUUCAAACCAUCGCAUCCCAGAUUGGACGGCGUCAUUUCCGCUUACGACCUGAACUGUGCUGUCUCAAGGCCAAAUGCAUUGUACGGAGCUGCAACGGCCAGGCCGUUGGUGAAACCACACGGCCGCCAGAGUACACCAGGUGAACGGCCAUCCAUCUGGUUAUAUAAUUCAUCGGAGACCUUCACUGUCCACGCGCUGAAGAUCAAGCCGCUAGACAUGCCCAUUGGCUCUGUCACGAUCAACCUACAAGGUUUCCGUUCGAAUGAUUCAGACGAUACUUUGACUUGGAAGGUCGAUUUCCCUGCCGGUUUCCAUGACGUUCUGCACGUACGAGUAGAGAAGUUCACCAGGAAGACAUGGAAUGGCUUAGGCAAGCUGGAGAUGUGGGCUGUUUUUCACUUGGACGAUGUUAUAAUGGAAGACUGGGAGUUCUGCGUCGACGAUAUUGAGCUCGAAGUUGGAUGA